AAUUUUGCGAAAUAAUAAAUAGAUUCUUAACAUACAAAUAAGCGAAUAAAUUAACUAUUUCUAAAGCUUAAAAUAUUUUUUAGUUUCUAAAACCAGCAGUAUUACGACAAAGAAGAAGGUUGUAACAGUGUUCCCAACCGAAAAGGACACCGAAAUCUCCAAAAGGGUCACCUUUCGAGGGCCCCCAAGCGACCCGCCUCCGUCCAUCCGUUGCGUCCUAUCGUCGCGGCGCUUCUCGCACUCGCACGGUGAGCGCGCCCAAAAACAACGCCAGAGAACAACGCCAGAGAACUGGCCUCGGCAGCAUUUAACACACCAUGGCUUCGCGUAGACUCCACAGAGCCGUGUGGAUCGGCGGUGGAACCUUGGUAGCCGCGUACGGCUUGGUCCGCUACACCGACCGCAAGCAGGGAGCCGUCGUCGUCGCUGCGGAUCUCAAGGAUACACCGAGCCGACCACACCUGCCGCUUCCAUCCCGAGCCACGCAGCUCAAGAACCUCCGCGAAACACCUGAAUUCGACGUGCUCGUCAUCGGCGGAGGCGCGACCGGCGCCGGCGUCGCCCUCGACUCCGUGACGCGAGGCUUCAAGACCGCGAUGGUCGAGAUCUACGACUUCUCGGCCGGCACGAGCAGCCGCAGCACCAAGCUCAUCCACGGUGGCGUCAGAUACUUGCAAAAAGCCAUCAUGAACCUAGACAUCGAACAGUACCGGAUGGUCCGCGAAGCGCUGCAGGAGCGCGCUAACCUGCUCACGAUCGCGCCUCACCUUUCGACCCCGUUGCCGAUCAUGCUGCCCAUCUACCGUUGGUGGCAGGUACCGUACUACUGGGUCGGCAUCAAGAUGUACGAUUUGGUCGCCGGCAAGCAAUGCCUGAAAAAGAGCUACUUCUUGUCUUCCAAGCGCUGUCUGGAACUGUUCCCGAUGCUCAAGAAGGAACACCUCUGCGGGGGUCUGGUCUACUACGACGGACAACACAACGACGCUCGCAUGAACAUCAGUAUCGCGCUCACGGCCGCCCGCAACGGCGCCAGCAUCGCGAACCACACGGCCGUCAUCGGCUUGCUCAAGAAACGGGACAAGGACGGGAAAGAGGUCGUUUCCGGUGCGAGAGUCAAGGAUAUGCUCACAGGGGACGAGUUCGAGGUGAAGGCCAAGUGCGUCGUCAACGCGACGGGACCCUUCACGGACACCAUCCGCAAGAUGGACGACCCCAACGCCAAGCCCAUCUGCCAGCCGAGCUCCGGAGUCCACAUUGUCCUGCCAGACUACUACAGCCCGGACCACAUGGGACUCCUGGACCCGGACACGAGCGACGGACGCGUCAUCUUCUUCCUCCCCUGGGAAAACACCACCAUUGCCGGAACGACAGAUCGACCUUGCCCGGUGACCCACUACCCGGCCCCCACAGAAGACGACAUCCUCUUCAUCCUCAACGAAGUCCGCCACUACCUGAAUCAAGAUGUUGUUGUCCGUCGCGGCGACGUGCUAUCUGCCUGGGCAGGCAUCCGGCCGCUCGUCGUCGACCUGAACAAGACGAAGCCUGGGAAGACGGAAGCCAUUGCCAGGAACCACAUCAUCUACAUCAGUGACUCGAACCUGGUCACUAUCGCCGGUGGGAAGUGGACCACUUACCGAGUCAUGGCGGAACACACCAUGGAUGCCGCGGUGAAGGCCUGUGGACUAGAGCAGCAACAGAGGUCGACGACCCUUGGCAUGACCUUGGAAGGAGGCCACACCUGGACUCCAACCUUGUACAUCCGUCUUGUCCAAGACUUUGGGUUGGAGCCGGAUGUGGCCAAGCACCUCUCGCGGAGCUACGGAGAUCGCGCAGUGUCCGUCGCAAAACUGGCCGCGCUCACUGGCAAACGCUGGCCUGUCCUAGGACGGAGACUGCACGAAGAGUUUCCCUACAUCGAGGCGGAGGUGCGGUACGCGAUCCGCGAGUAUGCAUGCACGGCAAUCGACGUGAUUGGUCGCCGGAUGCGGCUGUCCUUCCUCAACGUCCAAGCGGCCCACGAGUGCCUUCCACGAGUCGUCGACAUCAUGGCAGAAGAGCUCCAAUGGUCCAAGGCUCGGAAGGACGAAGAGCUUGCCAAGACCAGGGAGUUCCUCGACGUCGAGAUGGGUGGCAACGUCAACAAGGAGUCGCAGCAAAAGCUUAGCAUGAGCUUCACCAAGUCGGAAGUGGAUCAGUACAUCCAGAAGUUCCAGGCAAUCGACAAGGACCGCAAGGGGUACAUAAGCGUCGUGGACCUCCGGAGGAGCCUCAAGGCAGCGGGGGAGAGCGUCUCGGAGCUUCAGCUCCACGAGAUGCUCAACGAGGUGGACCUCAACAAGAACGGGCAGAUCGAGCUCAGCGAGUACCUUGAGCUGAUGAACUCUCUCAAGACCGGAUCCAUUGCGGGCAGCCGGCUUGCCAAGGCCGUAGAUCUUGAGUACUCGCGGACUCUCACCGUUGACCGGAGUGGCGGAGGACUUUAAGAGUGAAAAUGGUUCUUUAGGUUUAACCUUCCGUGCCAGAUGACGUAAGUAAAUGCUCUUCUGUUCCCAGCCGCCUUGCGUGCUACACAAGAUACAGAGUGCUCUGAAUCUCUUCCCGAUACAAAGGUAUUGCUGUUCUCCCCAUUUCUAUGUACCUAAACCCUUUCUUUUUAUCAAGAAGAAAGAGGUUUACCAGGCCCAGUGAAUGUGGGUCAAGCUCCUUGCUUUACAGUGUUUCUUGAAAAGCGUGUAACAAUAUUUAGCAUGGCUAAACUGUAUUGCCAUGCCUUCGAAUGGUUUGUUGCCUUGCUCCUGUACUACUCAGCCUAAGAUUAAUAACAAUAUACCCCAGUGCAUUUUUUUCUUCUUACAUAUUUAUAUUUACAGGGGUGUUGAAGUCCUGCAAGUUACUUUUGCUCUUGGGAUGGUUUGGAAGCAGUCUUAUUUGUAUCCCUGUGAUAGCUGUAAUUCAUAUUUCCGCUUCUGUUGCAUUGAUGCCGAGCAUUAUCUGAGCACAAGUUAUAUGUGUCUUGGUGGAUGAGCUUUUUUUGCAUCAAAUGCACAUUUGCACAAGCUUGGGUGAUAGUCCUGUGAUAGUCAGUCCCUAGUCUUUAUACCUAAGUUGAUGCUCCUUUCUUUUUGUGCGAUUAAAAAUCCAGUCCUUCAGAGAUGUCCAGCAAAGUUUUUGUUUGUUUAGGUGUUAAGAGUGAAAAGUUUACAUUUCUGUUGAAACUGUUGUUUGAAGACCAUAAUCAUUGUCUUUUCGUCCCAUUGGCUCUGCUUCCAAUUUCAGAUUUUUCUUUUUUAUGUAGAAUCUCACAUCAAAAGUACUUGACGUUGUCUGUACUUACUCUUCAUGAUUAUGAAAACAAGCUGUACACACUGCUACGUAGCCAAAUAUGACACGGGUGCUUUGUUGCUAUUUAUUUACUUUGAUUACUAGAAUUGAAAUUCAAACUACCGCCGAUUUGGUGCCAUGUACAAAGACAUUGUUCCACACCAGUAGCUUCGAUGCAAAAAAAAAAAAAGAAUACUGCAAUAAUAUGUUUAACUGUGUAGCGCUGUGUAUAUGCUGCAUGAAGACUCUAGUGCAUUUGCUGCCUUUACUCGAGUUGAUAUUAUUAGGUUGUGUUGCAAUAUAGGAGUUUUAUUUUACCAUGUGCAUUUGUCCCCUUAGGUUGUUUUUGGUAUGUAUGGAAUGUUUUAAGUGAUCAAAGAUUAGUGCAGUGAUGUUUUGAAAUCAUACAGUUUUACCACUGUACAGGUUGUUUUUGGUAUGUAUGAAAUGUUUUGAGUGAUCAAAAAUUAGUGUAGUGAUGUUUUUGAAAUUUUAGCGCUAUGUAUGCUCUAUUCAAGUUUGCUAGCACUGCUACCUUUUUUUUUUUUUUUUCCUGUUUGAAUAAACUAUCACCUUCUG
Molecule: messenger RNA, 3900 nt
Organism: Ixodes scapularis (black-legged tick)
Lineage: Eukaryota; Metazoa; Arthropoda; Arachnida; Ixodida; Ixodidae
Gene: Gpo1
Product: glycerol-3-phosphate dehydrogenase, mitochondrial
Exons: 1
Coding region: 318-2483 (721 amino acids)
Biological process (GO): glycerol-3-phosphate metabolic process
Cellular component (GO): glycerol-3-phosphate dehydrogenase (FAD) complex; mitochondrion
Molecular function (GO): glycerol-3-phosphate dehydrogenase (quinone) activity; calcium ion binding
Source: RefSeq, a predicted model, not a curated record